AUGCUGCUGCAGGAUGGUGUGAAGUGCGUCGAGUUCCCGAGUUUAUACGAACAUCGCUAUCUCCGUACGACUGAUACUAUGGAAAUUCCCGAAAGGUUAGAUCUGUUGAAACUUCAACGAAUCACUCACUCCCGUGAAUCGUCGGAUCCCCGCGACAAGAUCUAUGCGUUGCAAAGCGUAGAUGACGUCGGCGACAUCAUUGUCACGGUGGACUAUACCAAAACAGUCGAGGCCGUGUAUGCAGACUUCGCCGUCCGGUGUCUCGAGACUCAACAGUCUCUUGAGAUACUCACUUACGCUGGAAUCGGCUGCGCGCUCCUCUCACGGACGGAUGCGCUCGAUACGCCAUCUUGGGUCCCUGACUUCAGGGCGUCGGCAUUCCAAAGCGGACAUUUCUACCAGGGAAUGACCGGAGCAGAUAGCCGGGAGACUGCCAGUUGUAAUCUGCAUGCAAAUGGACGUUACCUGCACUGCACUGGCAUUCUGUACGAUGUUCUGACGGCACCCACGGCACUCAACAUACGCGAUUGCUUCGAGACCGGCUCUCGAACGAAUUCAGCGAGCAACAGUUCUUUGCGAGAUCAAUGUCCGCCUGCAUCUUAUCCAACGGGAGUUUCGAGGAUUGAAGCUUUUUUUAGGACCACCGUUUCUGAUGAUGGCUUGGUUGGUGUUCCGUUAGAAAGCGAACACUGCAGCUUCGUCGACAGUGCCUUUGGUUUCAUGUACCUGUACGGUACACAAGCGCUUGGUGGGCUUUUUGACGACUCGCGGAACAUUGACAGCAUCUUGCACUCAUUCGAAUCCAAUAGGGAGAUUAGAUCGUAUGCGAUAUGUUUCAACUCGUGGGUGGACAAGCUACGCUCCUUGGUGCCAGAGCCGAGACCGUCCUGCGACGAGUUUCAUGCGCUGGAAGAUCCGCAAAACACUAGACGGUCAAACAGGACUAAAAUCCCAUGGCCGGCCUCUUAUACUUUGCACGAUCUAGAUGACCCCACAGGCUGGGCGCAUAUCCUACAAUAUGCUCGGCAAGCCGCGGGCAGAACUGAUAAUCGUUCUUUCUUCGCCUCCUCAAAGGGCUACAUGGGUCUCGGCCCACUCCAUGCUCGAGAAGGAGACCAGCUCUGCAUUAUCUUUGGCUGCUCGAUGCCAUGA
Messenger RNA from Exophiala oligosperma, 1152 nucleotides. RefSeq lists its product as uncharacterized. The transcript has a single exon. The record is from RefSeq and is a predicted model, not a curated record. NCBI's taxonomy places the organism in Eukaryota, Fungi, Ascomycota, Eurotiomycetes, Chaetothyriales, Herpotrichiellaceae. Bases 1 to 1152 code for a protein of 383 amino acids.